GAAAAUUCACCCCCGGAAAGCCUGGGAAUUGCCCGAGGGCCUGCAAUCGUGGAAUCGUGUUCUUGCCGCUCCCCCGCUGCUCCCCGAAGAUGCAAGCCCUGUCAUUCGGACGCUGCUGACACUGCUGCAAAGCAGCCUGCAGUGGCGAGAAUUACCGGUACUGCAAGGCUCGCCGACAUGCGCUGUUUAUCCGGUCGCAUCCGCGUCCCCGGCCAGUCCUUUGCAUUCCCGGCAACUGCAGCAACCGUGGCUGUUACCGUGUUACCGUGCCCAACCCAUCCCCCCGGUUCACGUGAAUCAGUACAUUUACCUGCGUUCAACACAAUUGGGCAGAUAUCAACGGUCCCCUGAGACUUAGCAGUUAGCACUCGCGCGGGUGACAUAGGAAAUUGCCACAAAUGUGCGAGGCUGCGUGUAUAUGCUUCAACAGGCGAUUAUGUAUGCUGAUUACAAGCAAAAUCAAAUAAAUCAAUGCGGUGAAUAAAAGAAGACGGUGAAACCGCAACAUGGCCGGCGACGAGAAGUGCCUGGUGGACGUUGUGGUUGCUUUUCCCGAGUUCUACCGUCGCCUAGAUGCAGCCAGUGCCGCACGGCUAGCGACGACAUGUAGGGCGGCUCGGACAGUCUUCUUCUCCUCAUGCACGCGCGUUAGGCUUCGCUCUGGCCAGGCGCCGCUACUGUCGGAGGGAUCCAUUAAGAAAGAGAGGGAAGCGUUCCGGAAGGUUUUGGAGAAGAGCAAGAGCAAAGCCAUCGACCUGGUGCUGGGAGGCUUGGCGACCUUGUUGGACCGAGGCUGUCACCCGACCGAGGUGGAGUUGCAAUGCGACUACAACCUGCCUGCCUCUGCUAUACUGCUCCCGGUGGCCCAGCACUUCGGCGGCUGCUGGCUUACGCGGCUUGCUGUGCAUCUGGCGCACCUGCCGCGACUCGCACCCUGGACCCCGAACCAGUGGGGCAAGGGCGGGUCGCCAACGGUCUGGGCCCAGGCCUCUCGGCCGGAUUUCCACUUCAGCCCAACCCUGGGCCUGCCUGCGCCUGCGGCGCCAGCCGCUGAAGGUGCCGCGGCGGCGGAGGCAGCGGGUGUGCCAGGAGGCGGCAGGGGCGGCGGGCGCGGCCGUGGCGUCCGAGGGCGUGCAGGCGGAGGCCGCGGUGCUGCCGGCGAGGCGCUGGUUGCUGCUGGCGGCGAGGGAACGGCGGCUGCGGUGGAUGCGGGACGCGAUGGCGGCUGGGCGGUGCAGCUGGCGGCCGCGCUGCCGCACCUCACAUCCCUCAGUCUCCACCUGGACGCAAGCGAUGAGGAGCGCGCGGCGGACCCGCUACUCCGUGCCGUGGGCCCUGGCUUGACGGAGUUGGAGCUGGCAUGCGGGUGGAACAGGCGCCUGCCGCCUUGCUUUGCGGGGGCCGACGUCGCCACCACCUUUGCCAGGCUGCGGCGGCUGCGGCUGAGCGCGCUGCUCAACGGCCUGACGCCCGAUGAGGACGACGCGACCUGGGGCCCCUGGCAGGACCUCUUCCCCGUUUCGGCGGAGACGACUGUCGUGGCUCUGGCCCGGCUGCCGGGGCUGACACACCUGGACCUGCAGAGCGCGCCCAACGACAUGUAUCACUUCGGUGUGCGCCGGCCUGAGGAGGAGCUGGAGAGGUUGCACGACCUGACCUCCCUCGCGACCCUUCGCCUGGACAUCAUCUGCCCCUCAAACGAGGACGUGCGCCCGCAGUGGAGCUUCCGGCCCACACACCACUACUUCCUGUCCUGGGUGAUGGCGCCCAUGCUGGUGUGCCUCACACGCCUGGUACACCUGGACCUGCCCAGCGCGCACGUCCGUGCCUCCGACCUGCCCCACCUGGCCUCCAGCCUGGUCUGCCUCACACGCCUCAGCGCCCUGGGGCUAGCCACGCCCGGCGUGGCCCACUGCUCGCGAUGGUGGGAGCGCCGCGGGCUGCGCGGCGGCGCCGGCGGCUUCGCGCAGCGGCCGAGGCUGGUGGGCGGGCACGGCGCGCUGGGCGGAGGAAGCAGGGGUGGUGGUGGUAGCGCUGCUGGUGGAACUGCAGAGCCCAAAGCUGCCGAGGUGGCGAAAGGCAAGGGAGGCAAGGCAGGCAGGGGAGGCAAGGGAGGUAGGGGAGGCAAGGGAGGCAGAGGAGGAAGGGGCAGGGGCAGGGGCAAGGGCAAGGGCAAGGGCAAGGGCAAGGCAGACGCAGCCGCCGAGGCAGAAGCAGAGAAGAUGGCUGCUGCUGCUGUUGCGGAGGCUGCUGCUGCGGAGGCUGCUGCAGCUGCUGAGGAGGCUGCGGAGACUGCGGAGACUCAUGCGGUGGCAGCUACUGAUGCAGAAGAGGCGACUCAGGAGGCAAGGGAGCUGGCGGCACUUGCGGCGGAGAUGAUUGCGGUGCCGCUGCCGCCCGCACUGCAGCUGCUUGAGGUCAGCUGCCGGCUGCCCACGCUGCACCUGGCUGCCUCGCUGGCCGCCCACCCUCGCGGCCCGGUGCGGCUGAUGCUGGCACCCACGGCGCCGCCGCCCGCGCCCCACUGCGCGACAGCCGCCAGCCAGGCGUUCUGGGACCCCCCGCACCUCCACGCCUACCCCUCUUUUGAUGAAGCCCGAUGGGCUGCGGAGUCCGUUGAGGCCGAGGAAGACUUCGCGGCGAUUUCGGAUCUCGACGAAAAGGCAAGUGAUGCCGGCCACGGCCAGAAGCCGUGCAACGGCGGCGCCGCCGGCCCUGGCGCCGCUGGCCGCCGCAGUGGGGGCGGCGCGGCCGGUGGCAGCUGCAGCGGGAGUGGCGGCGGCGUGGGGGCGCACACCAGCCGGGUGUGGGCAUCACCGCUGUCGCUGUUGGGUGGAGUGGCGGCGCAGUACGACAACAUGCUGCCGCUGCGGAUCGUGGAGCAGGCCUCGGCGGCAGCAGCAGCAGCAACGGGGGCAGCAGCUGCAGCGGCAGGAGCGGCUGCAGCAGAGGCGGCGGCAGUAGCAGUGCCCGGAGAGACCUUUCCGGGCGUGGUGGAGACGCUGCCGUGGCUGGCGGCGGCGGCGCGUGUGGGGGCUCGCGUCAUCCGCGCGGCGGCGGAGGAGUGGCGGCAGGCCGGCGAGCGGCAGAACUGGCUGCGAGCUGGCGGCGGCAGCACGGAGCAGCCUGCAGGGGCCGCAGCGGCGGUGAAAGCGGCGGCGCCGGCGGCGGAAGCGCCGGUGUCGGGGCAGGCUGCCGAGGAGGCUGCUGUCUGCGCCGAGAAGGCUAGCGGUGGCGGUUGGCGGCUGCGGAUCACUUCAGUGUCUGUGUACGAGGGUCUGCAUCGGUCUUGUGACGAUGCGCUGGUGCGACCUGGGGAGGUCAACGCCGCCUCGGUCCCUGGCGGCGGCGCUGCCGGUUGUGCAGGUGGUGGUGGCAGCGGCGGCGGCGGCGCUCGCCGCGCAGGGCAGCGGUGGCGGCGCCGCCGGCAGGCGCCGCUUCGCGGCGCUAUUGUGUAUGGCGCUGGCAGCGAUGACCUGGACGCUUUCGAGGACGGUUUUGGCGACCACCUUGAUGAGUUUGAUCACGAGCUUGACGCGUUCGAUGAUGGGUUGGAUGAUGGCUACGGCGGUGGCGGCGGGUUUGGAGGCGGCGGCUUCGGUGGUGGCGGCUUUGGCGGCGGUGGCGGAGGCAUGGGGCUGAUUGGCGAAGCCAUCCGUAUCGAGCGCGGUGACAGUGAUUUGGAUGACUUGGGCGGCGGCGACGGCGGUGGCGGUGACGGUGGCGGUGCGGCAGCCAUUCCCGACAUCCUCGGCCAGGAGAGCUUGUACGACGACGGUUGGUACAAUGAAUUUGAGGCGUACGGCGGGUGGGAUGGCUAUUACGACAUCCAGGACUGCUACGGCAGGUCCCGGCAACGGCGGCGGCGCGACAUUUACCGUACGGCCGACGGAUCCGGCAAACCGGAGCGCUGGGAGUACGAGCAGCGCGCACAGCGCUCCGCGGACCUGGAGCCGCUGCCUGCCGUACAGGGCCGGCACGGCAGCUGGCUGGCGGCAGUUGCCGACGUGCUGCGGCCGUACUUCUGUACGGAACGCAGCGGCUCGGCGGCUAGCGACAUUGACGAGGUGUAUCGCUCGUACGCUGGCACGUUCACUCCUCCCAAGCCGGCCGCCAACAAUGGCGGCGGCAACGGCGGGCGUGGCAGGCGCGGUGGCGGUGGCAGUCACCAUGGUCGCGGCUGGGGCGGCGGCGGCGGCGGCUGUGGGGUCCGCUGGGACCUCGGCGAAAGCCCCCUGGCCCACAGCCUGCUGCAGGGGGUGGUGCUGCGUGCGAUGGACGUGGCGGCGCUGAGGGGCGUGUGGCCCGAGGCCGACCUGCGGGUGGCAUCCAAGAUCCGGACGGCAGCGCAGCACGCCGCGCGCUCGACACCCAAGACUGUGGUGCAGCUGGAGGGGCACACGCUCCGUGACGAGGCUGAACUGGAGGACCCGGAAGCACAGGCGCGGGCAGAGGCAAUUGAGCGCGAGCUGACCAAGGCCGCGAACGUGGCGGCGGCGGCAAGGCAGCAGGCCAAGGCGCAGGCCAAGAAGCAGCAGAAAGUGCACCUCAAGGCGCUGAUGGCGGGGGCAAAGGCGCAGGCGGGUAGUGCUAGCGGCGCCGGUGGCGCUGGCGGUGCUGGUGGCGCUGGUGGAGCUAGUGGCUCGGGAGGCGGCAGGCCUGAGGGCAAGGCCGCUGGAGUGGCGCACACAGGCCAGGGUGGCAAAGGAGGGGCCGGAGGCAGUGUGCCGCCGCCAAAGCAGAACGGCGGCGCCGCCGCCACGGCGGCCAGGGGCGCAGCCGGCAAGGCACCGCUGACCAAGGCAGGCGCCAAGGCAGCGAAGGCGGGGCAAGCCGCGCGAGCGGCACAAGCCGCAGCGCCACUAGCAGCGCCUGGUGCGGCAAGAGGUCCGCCUUCAACACCUGCGGCCGCAACGGCACCGGCGCCGGCGCAAAAGCCAGCGGCAGCAGCAAUCACGGCGCCGACGGCGAACCAGGCACCAGCAGCAGCGAAGUCCGCACCAGCAGCGGCGGGUGCGGCAGGGGUGGCAGGGGCGGCAACAGCAGCAGCAGCACCGGCGGCCAAGCCGGCGCCAUCCGCCCAGACAUCAAAGGCGGCUCCGAACGCGGGGUCUGCACCAGCAGCACGCAAAGGACCUGCACCCGCGGCGGCCUCCGCGGCGGCGCCAGGCAGGGCCCAGCCAGCGCCUGCUCGCGCUGGCAGCGAGCGUGGGCACGGCGGCGGCCAGGGUGGUGGCGGCGAGCGCGGCGGCGGUGAACGCGGAGGCGGCGAGCGCGGCGGCUUUGGACGCGGAGUCGAACGCAGAGGCGAACGUGGCGACGAACGCGGAGGCGGAUCCGCCAACAGAGGCGGUCUGUCGCGGCCAUCUCCGCCGCGCCCAUCAGCCUCUGCGCGCCACCCGGCCCGGCCUUUGACCCGCUCGCGUUCCCGUUCACCAGGCCGCGGGCCCCGAGGGCCGCUGCCUCCCCGCACCGGCUCUGCUGGGUCUGGCCGCGGGCGCCGCUCGCCUUCGCCGCCGCGCCGGGCGCGCCCUGCCUCACCGGUGCCGCGUCCGGGCCGGCGGUCCCGCAGCCCUGAGCGCCGCUACCCGCGGCGGUCGCGCAGCCCUGAGUACCGGCGCACGCGGCGGUCGCCUAGCCCUGAGCACUGGCGCACACGGCGGUCACCCAGCCCAGGCCGGCUGCCCCGUGGCCCGCUGCACACGCACCCGCACACUGAAGCCCACCCGCCUUGCAAGCGGCCUCGGGGCCGGUCGCGUUCACCGCCGCCGUCAGUGCGCGGGGGGUCUGGCACUGGCCGCGGCGGCACGCCGCCGCGCCGCAUGUCGCCGCCGCCGUCACCGCACCGGCGCAACCACCCAGGGCCCAAGCCCUUGCGCCGCUCAGCCUCUCCUAGAGGAGGCACAGGUAGUGGCGGCCGGCGUGGCAGCCCGAGGCCCUACGGUGGAAGCCGUCGCAGCCCUGUGAGGCCCGUCGCCCGGCCUCGCUCCCGCUCCCGCUCCCGCUCUCCGCCGCGCCCGCACCCCAAGGGGCCGCCGCAGCCCGAACGCAUGCAGCGCUCACACAGCGGCGGCAGCCUGCACCGAACGGGAGGCGGUCCAGCACCGGGGCAGCGAGAGCGGCGCUCGCCCUCGCCGCCGCCGCGCAGCCGGCAGCAGCAACUACCGUUGCAGCAACCGCCGCUGCAGCAACCACUGUUGCUGGGCCAAGCGGGGGCAGGAGUUGGGGCGGUAAUAGGAGGAGGGGUUCCUGUGACAGGGAACGGCGGUAGCGGUGGCAGCGGCGGGUUUGUUACCGGAGGAUACGGCGGCCGACUGCUGCUGCCGGUACUGCCGCAGCAGCCCCCGCACUCGCACCAACACCAACACCAGACCCCGCUCCACUACCAGCAGAUGCCGCCUGCGUUGCAUGAGCAGCCCCCACCGUACUGGGGAGUGCCGCACCAGCAACCACACCACCAGCCGCCGCCGCACCACCCCCCGCCCGCACUUCUUCACCACCAGCCGCCAUACCACCAACAGCACCAGCCGUACCAGCAAUACCAGCAUCUUGGGGGACCGCCGCCACCGCAGCGGCAGGGCCCAGGCGGCUGGGCGCCGCCGCCGGCCCCCGGCGGCGGUUGGGCCGCGCCGCCGCCUGGCAUAGGCUACCCGCCGCCGAGCCACGCGCCGCCACCCUCGGGCUGGUGGUAACCUGGUUCUGUAGCCCGCACCAUGGUCGCGUAGACCGUAACAUAAUAGGAAUGAAUGUUUGGUGUCAGAUAUCACGAUGGCUCAAAUGACACGUGCGUAUUGAUUGUGAGUUCGCCCAGGCUGUGGCAAGACCAGGGUGUGAGGGCGUUUGAGGAUGUGUGAGACCGAUGGCGUGCCAUGUUGGGGGACAAAUGUUGACUUCUCCGGAGCGAAGUAUGAGCGUCGGAGAAGGCAGGUUCUCACGACGAUUAAGUGGGUAUGGCACGGAGUGCCGUACGAGGCGCUAUUGCUCCUCCAAGUAGCGCAGAUGCUGCUGGUAGCAGCAUCUGCCGUUUGUCUCUUUCUAUCGUACAGUACUUUUAUGCCUUGUUUUUGCUUUUAUGCCUGUUUGGUUGCUUUCCGCCCGCCCACCCUUGGUCUGCCGGUGGGAGGCAACUGAGAGGCGCCUAACGGCCACUAAGUUGCUGGUGGGAGGCAACUGAGAUACGCCUAAUGGCCACUAGGUCAGCACCGACUGUGGGGCUUGCCUGCUUGCUUUGUUGCUUGUAACGUUGAGGAGGGACAAGGGGUCUGUGGGAUUCGGGCAUGUGCUCCGGGAGUAUCCUGGGGCUGAGGGCGGCCAGGCAAGGCUUUCGACGUGCACUGGUGGAACGUUAUACCAUA
Molecule: messenger RNA, 7355 nt
Organism: Chlamydomonas reinhardtii
Lineage: Eukaryota; Viridiplantae; Chlorophyta; Chlorophyceae; Chlamydomonadales; Chlamydomonadaceae
Exons: 10
Coding region: 507-6692 (2061 amino acids)
Source: RefSeq, a predicted model, not a curated record